AAUCAAUAAUAUAAAUACUAAUAUAGUGUGUGGGCUCAGGCGCAGUGGACGAUUCGCUAUUCAACUGAGAAAUACCCAUCUACUGCUUAAUUUGAUACACAAACAUAAACGUACAAUCGCACGGUUUUGCACUAUGGGAAAGGGACGUUAUCUUCCACUUAAGGUGGAUAAAGUGAGACAUCUGAAGAAACGCGUACCGAAAGUCGAUCCAUGUGUUGUGGAGAUGCAGGCGCUGAUCACGUGCAUGGCUUCGAACGCCAUGAACGAUAAGCAAUGCACCACAGAGACCGCCGCCUAUCUUCACUGCAGCAGGCAGAAGAAUGUCCGACCGCAGACUAUCCGAGAUCUCAACUACAAACUCCGUAAACUGAACACUCCCAAAUAAAGUGUAUCCGUAUUUAGCCCA
Messenger RNA from Sphaeroforma arctica JP610, 406 nucleotides. RefSeq lists its product as hypothetical. The transcript is spliced from 3 exons. Lineage: Eukaryota; Ichthyosporea; Ichthyophonida. The record is from RefSeq and is a predicted model, not a curated record. The annotation marks the transcript as partial.